Heterostelium album PN500 is the source of this 1068-nucleotide messenger RNA. Its product is annotated as YeiH family protein. NCBI's taxonomy places the organism in Eukaryota, Evosea, Eumycetozoa, Acytosteliales, Acytosteliaceae. The transcript is spliced from 4 exons. Bases 1 to 1068 code for a protein of 355 amino acids. The record is from RefSeq and is a predicted model, not a curated record. Gene Ontology annotation, cellular component: plasma membrane.
AUGAAAUCACCAACUGGGAAAAACAGUGGUGGAAAAAGAGCUCUUUUUAUAGAAAAAGUUAGUGGUAUUCAAGAAAUGACUUUUGGUGAAAAUUUUAAAAAUAUACUGCCAACUUUCAAUACUGAAGACUGGUGGAGUACUUUAAUUGGGUUGGUUUUUAGAGCCUAUCAUGUAGUUGUCAACCUGAUAAAGAGAAAAGGUUAUCAGAGCAUACAGGAAUCACCUAUGGACGAAUGGAUGACAUCUACAGACAGUGGUAGUUCAACAUCUCUAGCGCCACCAAAGAAAGUUGAAUCAAUUUGGACAGAAGAUUGCACUCCGGAAUGGUUAAAAUGUGUGCUGGUCGAUGAGUAUUUUAUUAAAUUGGAUCGUGACUAUGCAAUUGUUUCUGCGGGUGCCGUUUCAAUUUGUGGUUCGUCCGCUGCCAAUGCCAUUGGAUCGACUAUCGGUGCUUCGAAGAGUGCAAUCUCUUUCCCAAUUGCAAUUAUGGCCCUUUGGACGAUACCUUGUAUCACUUUGAUGCCAGUGAUGUUUACCAAAUGGCUGGAAGAUACUAUGAAGUGGUCAAGUCGUCAGGGUGGCGCUUGGAUAGGCGGAACUAUUGAUACUACCGGUGCAGUGGUGGCAAGUGCAGCGAUUAUCGAUGAAGAAGCAAAACAAUCGGCAGCCAUCGUAAAAAUGUUACAAAACUGUUUGAUUGGACCGAUUUGUUUGAUUGUCCUAAUUACCAACCUCCUAGUGAACAAGGACAAAGAAUCAGAUCUAUCUUUUAAAAAAGUACUAAAGAUAUUGUUUGAUAGAUUUCCAAAGUUUGUGCUUGGAUUCUUUAUUGUCUGUGCAAUAUUGACUACAUUACCAACCUCUGACUGGAAAUCACAUGUAAUCAGUACAUCGCUGUUAGCAAGUGCAUGGUUUGAAACAAUGGGAUUCGUUUGUAUUGGAUUGAACAUUCGUAUAACAGAGAUCUACAACAAUCUUGGUGUAAUGAAACUUAUACUUUUUUACCUACUUGCUCAAUGUUUAGAUAUGUUUACAACAGGUUUACUAGCAACCUACGCAUUCUCAUAA